UACUCAGGAUCAUCGCAAGCUCCUUUCCGAAUCAACCCUUCAUUUUUCUCUUGAAAUAUAUCAUUUUCCCUUAUAGGAGAACUUUCUUUGUCAUCAGCUAGAAUUCUUACAUUUCAUCAGUCAGAAGAAGAAGAAAUCUACACCUCAAGCGUGAAAGCAGUCCAAGAAAGGCACAGAGAUAAACAUCAUAUAUAAGGUUAAAUCUCUAAGAUAAGUACAAUUACUCCCUAUUUUAUUUGACCAAAGAAUCAAGAAAAACACCGUCAAACUUCAAUUCUUGUCGAUAUCCCGGACCACCGACUUCCCUGGUCAGAAAGACUAGUGCAAGAAACUUUUCUAACGAGAUUGGGUCAAAUCUCCCACCAAGCAUAUUUGAAGAACGUCUAUAUAUAGGUCAUAAGACAAAGCAAUUACCACAACCCAGAAACCCUCUAAUCAGUCCCACAAUGAACCAAGAACUCUUCACAAAUCUACCAGCAGAGCUCAUCAUCAACAUUCUCUCAAGACUUCCCAUUCGAACCAUUAUAAGUUGCAAGUGUGUUUGCAAGUCAUGGCUGAACCUGCUUGACACUCCCGAGUUUGCAAGAUCCCAUCUUUCCAGAUCAGUCCCCGGACUAAUUCUCUGGCAAAGGCAUAGGGACCUGGAUUCGGAGCACUUCGAAAUAUUUGAAUUUGAAGAUGAACUCGAUCUUGAACGCCACGACCUUCACUACAAUCCAGUCACCAAAAUCAGCUGCAGGGAAUUCAUUAAUGAAGAUCAUCCUGGUUUAGGAAUACAGGGUUCUGCUGAUGGUUUGGUUUGCUUCCGGAAACUAGGCCGACAUCCUGAGACUGUUUACGUUUGCAAUCCAAUCACUCGUGAUUAUAUCCAGCUUCCAACUCCUGGAACUAUCUGGUACUACCCCACAACAGUCACUUAUGGAUUUGGGGCCAGCAAAACCAGCGGCCAACACAAGGUUGUCAGGAUUUACCAUGAAUGUAGACGUGACACCGACACACAUAAAUUGCUGGGAAUUCCCAAGUCCGAGUGUUGGGUUUACACUCUUGGAACAGGAUCAUGGAGGAGAAUUGCUCCAGGUCCGAAGUUGGAGUACAACUGUCGUUCCACUGGGGCUUUUCUGAAUGGAAAUCUUCACUGGUUGGUGGCAGAUUUAGAGGGCUUUGCACGGAUAUCUUGUCUUGAUCUUGAGACAGAAGUUUUUAGUACCUUUUCUGCUCCUAGUCUCCCGGAAAGGAGCCGAUUUCUUGGGGGGCUUACGGUUUUGGGGGAUUGUCUGUGUAUGUGCGACAACACGUCUGAUGAUGAAAUCGUGAUCUGGUUGAUGAAGGAAUACGGGGUGGAGAAAUCUUGGACGAAAGAAUUCGUGAUCAGCAAAGUCCCAGAUUACGCAGGGGAAUCUUACGAGGUGGUUUACCCUAUCAAAAUCUUCAGAGAUGGAGACAUUUUGAUGGCGUGGGAGGAUUUUCACCUGUUCCACCACUCCAUCAAGAACAGGACUACUGCAAGUGUUGAUAUAGCGGCGCUGCAGACCGCAGGUUGUAUCGGCGCAAUGCUUCAUAACCCAACCUUUCUUUCACUCAAGAGUUUCGCAACGGAGAACGUAUGUUCAUUCUGAUUUUCUGGCUAUCAGGCGACACACACCCACGCAGAGAGAGAGAGGGGGUUGGAUCAACAAUCAAGAUCCAACCCAAGAAAUCAGGGUUAGGCCCAACGGGUCUCCUAGCAAAAUCAGGUUUGGAUGGAGCUACAAUUGAACAGUACUGGAUAUUACACGUAUAUGGGCCUCGUCUUCAACUCUGUUUUACGUUGUAUCGAUGUAACUUUUAUUUAGGAAUAUUACCAAAAACGAAAGGAAAAAGAAAAUAGGCCUCUAGUGUUGCAUCGUGAUCCAGUAUAUUUCCGAUUUUCAAAUAAGUUUUGAAUUCAUUUAAUCAAUUUUAAAACUUUUA
Messenger RNA from Sesamum indicum (sesame), 1950 nucleotides. Its product is annotated as F-box protein At3g07870. Gene Ontology annotation, molecular function: protein binding. Lineage: Eukaryota; Viridiplantae; Streptophyta; Magnoliopsida; Lamiales; Pedaliaceae. The record is from RefSeq and is a predicted model, not a curated record.